Molecule: messenger RNA, 825 nt
Organism: Trachemys scripta elegans
Lineage: Eukaryota; Metazoa; Chordata; Testudines; Emydidae
Product: hyaluronan synthase 1-like
Exons: 2
Biological process (GO): extracellular matrix assembly; hyaluronan biosynthetic process
Molecular function (GO): hyaluronan synthase activity
Source: RefSeq, a predicted model, not a curated record
AUGGACCCCAGAAAUGUGCUUAAAUUCCUCAUCUCCGCUGGGCGCCGCAUUCUCACCAUCACCUUUGCCCUGCUCAUCUUGGGGGUCCUGACAUGGGCCUACGUUGCUGGGAUCCAGCUGGUGACUGACCAGUAUCAGAUCAUGGCCUUCGGCCUCUACGGAGCCUUCCUUGCCGCCCACCUGGUCAUCCAGAGCUUCUUCGCCUUCCUGGAGCACCGGCGGAUGAGGAGGGAAUCAUUGGCCUGUAGCUACACCAAGACGGUGGCGUUGACCAUCUCGGCCUACCAAGAAGACCCGUCCUACCUCCGGCAGUGCCUGGAGUCGGUGCGGGCCACCCUGUACCCCCACGAGAAACUGCGGAUCCUCAUGGUGAUCGACGGCAACAGCCCCGACGACCGCUACAUGAUGGACAUGUUCCAGGAGGUCUUCGCCGGCGAGGACGUGGGCACCUACGUCUGGGAGAACAACUACCACCAGCAGCCCCCGCUGGAGGGCGAGGAGAGGGGCAGCGGCUCCCAGGGGGCGGGAGGAGAGGAGCCUGGGUCCUACACUGAAGUGGAGAUGUUGGACCAGGGCCAGCUGGUGGUGGAGGAGUUGAUCCGCUCCAAGCGAUGUGUCUGCGUCAUGCAGUGAUGGGGCGGGAAGCGGGAGGUGAUGUACACGGCCUUCAGGGCGCUGGGCAACUCGCCAGGCCGGCCAGCUGGAGUUAAAUGCACACCCAUGCCCGGGGGAGUGUUUGCCUGGGGGGACAGUGCGGGGAACUGCGCCUUUGAGCAGCUUUGGGGACGCUGCCGGGAAGACGAGGCCGUGCAGACGGCAGCUUAA